AUGGCACCUAAAGCACCUAAAGAUCCUAAUGCAGCUAAAGCACGCAAAGCAGCUAAUGCAUCUAAAGCUCUUAAGCAACCUAUAAUACCCCCCAGCAUGAAGUUGGUUCAUUGUUUGUGUCUUUCUCGAAUAUUCACCAAUGAUCAAGACUCCAUUAGUUUCAAAAUUUUUGGCCAUGAUGUUUCCUUUACCCUUGAAGACUUUCAAAUUAUGUGCGGUUUGCGGAUCACAACACAUAAUAUUGAAAAACCAAUUAAUCGAGAGAGCAAUAUUCUGAAGCGCUAUUUUGGUAAGUCCAAGGGUGUGACCUUGAAGGAUAUUCAAGAUUUUAUAACUCGGAAUGAAAUUCCAAAGAAUGCUGUGAAUCACAAUCACGUAUGCGAGAGUGAUGAUGAUGUUGUGAAGCUUAUGGAAAUUCUUGUUGUAGAGUCUAUUUUGUUUGGGAAAAAGACUGAAUCAUCUGUGAUGGAGCAAUAUAUAGCUAUUGUUGAAGAUGAUAAGGUUUGUGCUGAAUAUCCUUGGGGUAAUGUGUGUUAUGAGAAGCUCAUUUACUCACUGAAACAUGCAUUGGACAAGCAGAACAAAAUUCAUUCAACUGAGUAUAAAGUUGGUGGAUUUCCAUAUCCGUUAUGUGCUUGGUUCUAUGAACGCUUCCCAGAUAUUCGGGAGAAGUAUAUAAGAGAGGAUGAGUACCUUGAUACCCUUUCAGGUUCCUAG
Messenger RNA from Nicotiana tabacum (common tobacco), 717 nucleotides. The record is from RefSeq and is a predicted model, not a curated record. NCBI's taxonomy places the organism in Eukaryota, Viridiplantae, Streptophyta, Magnoliopsida, Solanales, Solanaceae.